AUGGCUGGAGAUGAUUCUAAUGACCUGCAUUCUCAGAUACAAAAAAACUGCUACCCAAUUAAUAGAAUGACUGAAGAAAUAACAAAUUAUUUUGAAAAAACUGGUGUUAUUGCUAAAGUAACUGAUGUUUUAAAGCUGUUAUACGAAAUGAAUGAAAAACCAGAUGAUCCUUUGGAAUUUAUGCGUACUAAUAUGGCUGAAGUUAUCCCAGAAAAGAUGGAGUUAACAAAGUUAGAAGAAGAGUAUGAUGCCGUGAUGCAAGAGAUUGCCAUACUUCAACAAGAGAACACGAGUAUGACCAACAGACUCAAGGAAUUAGAAACAAAUGAAAGUGAUAAUAAUAAUAUCGAAGAAAAUACUAUUAUUGGUUUUAGCGAUAAUGAUUAA
Myzus persicae (green peach aphid) is the source of this 387-nucleotide messenger RNA. Its product is annotated as C-Myc-binding protein homolog. The coding region runs from base 1 to 387 and encodes 128 amino acids. The record is from RefSeq and is a predicted model, not a curated record. Gene Ontology annotation, cellular component: nucleus. Gene Ontology annotation, biological process: regulation of DNA-templated transcription. Lineage: Eukaryota; Metazoa; Arthropoda; Insecta; Hemiptera; Aphididae. The transcript is spliced from 3 exons. Gene Ontology annotation, molecular function: transcription coactivator activity.